UUCCAUAUCCCGCAGUUUGCGCUGAAACCUUUCCAUAACAUUUUCUUCUGUAACCCUUUUGUUCUCAUUGUCAGGUUCAUUGAAGCGUUAAAAAUAAUAUAUAUAUGGAGAAGUAUCUGAGAGAAAACUUUGACGUUGAAUCGAAGAACUCUUCCGAUGAGGCCCUUAGGAGAUGGAGAUCCGCCGUCUCCAUGGUCAAGAACCCUCGCCGCAGAUUUCGCAUGGUGGCUGAUCUCGCCAAACGUGCAGAAGCCGAAAGAAAACGAAGAAAACUACAGGAAAAGAUACGAGUAGCUGUAUAUGUGAACAAGGCAGCACUGCAGUUCGUUGGCACUAUAGAAGAUAAGAAAACUCAUUACAAGCUCUCCAAUGAGGUCAGGGAUGCUGGUUUUGGCAUUGAACCUGAUGAACUAGCAUCCAUUGUUCGAACCCAUGAUAGCAAAGGUUUGGUAAGUCAUGGAGGACUUGAAGGAUUAGCAAGAGAGCUCUCUGUGUCUUUAAAGGAUGGUGUUGUUUCAAGUGACAUACCUCUCAGGCAAAAUAUAUAUGGUUUAAACAGAUAUGUUGAAAAACCUUCUAAGAGUCUCUGGAUGUUUGUCUGGGAUGCACUACAUGACUUAACUCUAGUUAUUCUCAUGGUUUGUGCCGUGAUUUCUAUAGGUGUUGGAAUUCCGACUGAAGGUUGGCCAAAGGGUAUGUAUGAUGGGGUAGGAAUAUUACUUUGUAUAUUCUUAGUAGUGCUUGUCACUGCAAUAAGUGACUACAGGCAGUCUUUACAAUUUAGGGACUUGGAUAAGGAAAAGAAAAACAUAAUUAUUCAAGUCACCAGAGACGGAUAUAGACAGAAGGUUUCAAUCUAUGAUUUGGUGGCUGGUGAUGUUGUUCAUUUAUCUAUUGGAGAUCAAGUUCCUGCAGAUGGUGUUUUCAUUUCGGGCCACAGCUUAUCAGUGGAUGAAUCUAGUUUGUCAGGUGAGAGUGAGGCAGUGAAUGUAACCCAAGAAACGCCUUUUCUUCUGGCAGGUACCAAAGUGCAAGAUGGGUCUGGUAAAAUGCUAGUGGCAUCAGUUGGCAUGAGAACAGAAUGGGGAAGAUUGAUGGUUACUCUAAGUGAAGGGGGAGAUGAUGAGACACCACUGCAGGUGAAGCUUAAUGGAGUCGCAACCAUUAUUGGGAAGAUAGGUUUGGCUUUUGCUGUGCUAACAUUUUUAGUUCUGACUGGAAGGUUUUUAGUGGAUAAGGCACUUCAAAAUAGGAUCACAGUGUGGUCUGGUAGUGAUGCACUGAAGCUUUUAAAUUACUUUGCUAUUGCUGUGACUAUACUAGUUGUUGCAGUGCCAGAAGGACUACCACUGGCAGUGACACUAAGUCUUGCCUUUGCCAUGAAAAAAUUAAUGAGUGAUAAGGCACUUGUGAGGCAUCUCUCUGCAUGUGAGACAAUGGGUUCUGUGAGUUGUAUUUGCACGGAUAAAACAGGAACAUUGACAGCAAAUCAUAUGGUGGUGAAUAAAAUUUGGAUAUGCCAAAAAACUACUGAGAUAAAUAGUAGAGGAAGUGAGGAUGUACUGAAUAUUUCACUCUCAGAAAAAGUUCUUAACGUCCUUCUGCAGUCGAUAUUUCAGAAUACUAGCUCAGAGGUUGUCAAAGGGAAAGACUUAAAGAAAAACAUCAUAGGUACUCCAACCGAGACUGCACUAAUGGAGUUAGGCAUGCUUCUUGGAGGUGAUUUUAAUGCUUAUCGUGAAGAGGAUAACAUAGUGAAAGUUGAGCCUUUCAAUUCAAAUAAAAAGACGAUGUCUGUGCUUGUGGCUCUUCCUGGAAGUGGUGGAUUUCAAGCGUUCUGCAAAGGUGCAUCAGAAAUAAUUUUAAAAAUGUGUGACAAGAUUGUUAAUGCUGAAGGGGAAGCCAUCCCGCUAUCUGAAGAACAGAGAAAGGACAUCACAGAUGUCAUAAAUAAUUUCUCUUGUGAAGCUCUACGAACUCUUUGCUUGGCCUUCAAGGAUAUAAAAGACAUUUCUAGUGCAGAUAGCAUACCUGAAGAUGGUUAUACAUUAAUAUCUGUUAUUGGAAUUAAGGAUCCUGUGCGUCUUGGGGUAAGGGAAGCGGUUGAGACUUGUUUAGCUGCUGGGAUUACCGUGAGGAUGGUCACUGGUGAUAAUAUUAAUACUGCUAAAGCCAUUGCUAAGGAAUGUGGUAUCUUGACAGAAGAUGGUAUAGCAAUAGAAGGGCCAGAUUUCCGCAAUAAGAGCCCACAGGAGAUGAAGGAGAUAAUCCCUAAACUUCAGGUAAUGGCUCGAUCACUGCCUUUGGAUAAGCACACCCUAGUAACCCAUUUGAGGAAUGUGACUAAAGAAGUUGUGGCAGUGACAGGUGAUGGGACCAAUGAUGCUCCUGCAUUGCAUGAGGCUGACAUUGGACUUGCUAUGGGUAUAGCAGGAACAGAGGUAGCAAAAGAAAAUGCAGAUGUUAUCGUCAUGGAUGAUAACUUUUCCACUAUAGUGAAUGUCGCAAGAUGGGGUCGUUCAGUCUAUAUUAACAUUCAAAAGUUUGUACAAUUCCAGUUAACAGUUAAUGUUGUUGCUCUCAUGCUCAACUUCAUUUGUGCAUGCGUUUCAGGCUCCACUCCUCUCACAACCGUACAAAUGCUUUGGGUAAACUUAAUCAUGGACACUCUUGGCGCCUUGGCGCUGGCUACAGAACCCCCACAUGAGGGGUUGAUGAAAAGACCCCCAGUUGGGAGGGAUGAAAAAUUCAUCACCAGGAUCAUGUGGAGGAAUAUUGUCGGACAGAGCAUCUUUCAAAUUCUUGUCCUUUUGAUUUUUCAACUUAAAGGGGAGCAGCUUCUAAAGCUCACUGGCUCAGAUGCUGAUUCCAUUCUCAAAACAUUCAUAUUCAACUCCUUUGUGUUUUGCCAAGUAUUCAAUGAGAUAAACAGCCGCGAUAUGGAGAAGAUAAAUGUUUUCCGUGGCAUCUUUGACAGUUGGAUUUUUUUGAUUGUCAUUAUCUCCACAGUAGCAUUCCAAUUCAUAAUAGUCGAAUUUUUAGGCACUUUUGCAGAUACCGUGCCACUUAGCUGGGAAUUGUGGUUAGCCAGCAUCUUAAUUGGAGCUGCAAGUUUAAUUAUCGCUGUUGUCCUUAAGUGUAUUCCUGUUCGAGAGAGCAAGCUCAUUGUUGAACAUCAUGAUGGUUAUGAACCACUCCCUACAGGUCCAGAGCUGGCAUGAAAGACUAAGAUGGAGUUUGUAAAGCAUUUAGUGUGUGUUUGGAUACCGCUUAUUUUGCUGAAAACUGAAAAAUUAUUGUUGAAAACAAUAAAAAUAAUAAUUUCUGAAUUACUGUUUACUACUAAAAACACUGUUCAGCACUGUAGCUUUGCCUUAAUGCCAAUGGCGACUCCAAGAAUAUUUUUAGAGGGGUUAUUCAAAUUUGUGUUGAAGAGGUUGAUAAGGAGCUCUUAGUAA
This is a messenger RNA of Quercus lobata, 3458 nucleotides long. RefSeq names its product calcium-transporting ATPase 4, plasma membrane-type-like. The record is from RefSeq and is a predicted model, not a curated record. Gene Ontology annotation, biological process: calcium ion transmembrane transport. NCBI's taxonomy places the organism in Eukaryota, Viridiplantae, Streptophyta, Magnoliopsida, Fagales, Fagaceae. The coding region runs from base 105 to 3221 and encodes 1038 amino acids. Gene Ontology annotation, cellular component: plasma membrane; intracellular membrane-bounded organelle. Gene Ontology annotation, molecular function: ATP hydrolysis activity; ATP binding; calmodulin binding. The transcript has 7 exons.